UCAUUCCCGCGCAGCCCCUUCCAGCGUUGUCCUUGGGAGAGGAAGAGGGACGAGAAGAACCCAUGGAACGGAACCCGUGGAAUUACCCAGGUUUUGAGUUAAGAAAGACUCACCUGGGUUCGAACUUUAUGCUUCAGCUAGCUAAGACAAACUAGUGAGGUAGCUCGGCACUUUUUCCGAUUUUGUAAUUUUAGAGAUAAUGCCUACCUUUUAAGUUGUGGGGUUUAAGUGAGACAGUGUAUGUGGAGCGCUUGCUUUUGGAUUUAAAAAUCAUAUUCGUGAUUCGGCGGCCUUUUCCCGUCAUACUCAGGCGUGUACCUGCGGUUGUCUUCUCAGUAUCUCUGAGAGAGAUGCUUCCUAUGCAAGAAGUCAUGCAUCUAACGAGAGCAUUAUGCAGUUUUAGCUGGGAUCAGUGUCUUUAUUUUGUAUUACGAAGUCCUGACAAUAUUUUGUCCCCCCGCUUUUAUUUGCCAUUUCCAGGGACAGCUAUUUUCCAGUUUUUCUGGAGAAAUGCAAAGUCGUCUUUUCUUAAGGCAAAUGAGCAUUCCAAAAGGUUUGGGCUACCUGAUCAUUAUGGCACCAAGAAACCUCUUGUGUAUGAGAAGUAACUUUCUCUUUGGUUCAAGAUGUUGGAUGAUCCGAUUUUCAGCAGAAAUGCUCUUUAAGUCAGUUUCAUUUAGGCUUUUUCGUGUGAAGUAUGAUAAUACAGACACUGAGCCUUUGGAGAAUGAAAAACUACUGAAUAACUUACUUACUAUGGGAGUAGAUGUUGACAUGGCGAAGAAACGACAGCCUGGAGUUUUCAAUAGGGUAGGUACUAACGAGCAGGACUUGAAGAUGUUUCUUCUGUCCAAAGGCGCUAAAGAAGAAGUGAUUGCUAGCAUCAUAUCAAGAUAUCCACGAGCUAUAACACGCACACCUGAAAGUCUCUCAAAACGGUGGGAUCUGUGGAGAAAAAUUAUGACAUCAGACCUUGAAAUUGUGAAUAUUUUGGAACGUUCUCCUGAAUCCUUUUUUCGGUCCAAUAACAACCUAAACUUAGAGAAUAAUAUAAAGUUCCUAUACUCAGUUGGACUGACCCAUAAAUGCCUUUGUCGAUUGCUGACCAAUGCCCCACGUACCUUCUCCAAUAGUCUUGAUCUGAAUAAACAGAUGGUUGAACUUUUGCAAGAAGUCUGUUUGUCCUUGGGUCACAAUGAUCCCACAGAUUUUGUCAGGAAGAUAAUUUUGAAAAACCCCUUCAUCUUAAGUCAGAGCACCAAACGAGUGAAAGCUAACAUUGAGUUUUUACAGUCAACGUUCAGCUUGAACAAUGAGGAGCUGCUUGUUCUGAUAUGUGGUCCAGGAGCUGAAAUCCUAGACCUUUCCAAUUAUUAUGCCAAAAGGAACUAUACAAAUAUCAAAGAGAAGCUGUUUUCUCUUGGGUGUACUGAAGAAGAGGUACAGAAGUUUGUCUUAAGCUAUCCAGAUUUGAUCUUCUUGGGAGAGAAAAAGUUUAAUGAUAAAAUAGACUGCCUCAUAGAAGAAAAAAUUACCAUCUCACACAUAAUUGAAAAUCCUCGGAUUUUGGAUUCAAGCAUAAAUACUUUAAAAAGUCGAAUCAAAGAAUUGGUAAAUGCUGGCUAUAACUUGAGUACAUCAAGUAUCACUCUUCUGUCUUGGAGUCAAAAAAGAUAUAAAGCUAAACUGAAAAAGUUAAACAUUGGAUAGAACAUUGCU
This is a messenger RNA of Ceratotherium simum simum (southern white rhinoceros), 1719 nucleotides long. Lineage: Eukaryota; Metazoa; Chordata; Mammalia; Perissodactyla; Rhinocerotidae. The record is from RefSeq and is a predicted model, not a curated record.